Nanorana parkeri is the source of this 2163-nucleotide messenger RNA. It is a transcript of the gene EIF4B, whose product is annotated as eukaryotic translation initiation factor 4B. The transcript has 15 exons. Gene Ontology annotation, molecular function: RNA binding. Bases 83 to 1939 code for a protein of 618 amino acids. Lineage: Eukaryota; Metazoa; Chordata; Amphibia; Anura; Dicroglossidae. The record is from RefSeq and is a predicted model, not a curated record.
UUUCCUUCGUUGGAUAGACCCGGCGCUGCGCACACGUGACCGUCUCAUCCGGGUCUUUGCGUUCUUUCACACUCGGCCCAACAUGGCAGCUCCAGGCAAGAAGAAGACCAAGAAGGGAAAGACUUUUACCCUCACUGACUUCCUAGCGGAGGAUGGAGGUAAUACCGGUAGUGGAGGUGGUGGAGGUGGCGGAGGUGGCAGCACCUUUGUACCCAAACCUGUAAGCUGGGCAGAUGAGACUGAUGAUUUGGAGGGAGAUGUCUCCACAACAUGGCAUAGUAAUGAAGAUGAUGGGUACAGAAAUCCCCACAUUGAUCGUUCAAUCCUUCCCACGGCCCCCCGAGCUGCGCGUGAACCUGAUGUAGAUCGAAGUCGCCUGCCGAAAAGUCCUCCCUUCACUGCCUUCCUUGGAAACCUUCCUUAUGAUGUGACUGAAGAAUCCAUUCAAAAGUUCUUCAGGGGCUUGAAUGUAAGGUCAUGUGACGCUGUUCGUCUGCCCCGUGAACCCAGCAAUCCUGAGCGAUUAAAAGGGUUUGGUUACGCAGAGUUUGAUGACUUGGACUCUCUUCUGCGGGCUUUGAGUCUUAACGAGGAAUCUCUAGGAAACAGGAGGAUAAGAGUGGACGUAGCUGACCAAGCACAGGACAAAGAUCGAGAUGAUCGCUCAUUUGGCCGAGAUCGCGACCGCAAUAGAGACUCUGACAAAACGGAUUCUUCUGACUGGAGGGCACGUCCCACCACAGAUGCGGAUGACCCUCCUCCACGCCGCGAAGAGGGCUUCGGAGACCGUUAUCGAAAUGACCGCAAUGACCGCUAUGAGUCAGACCGUUAUCGUGAUGGCCCACGCAGGGAUGACCGAUAUGAUCGUGACAGAGGAAGGGAUCGCUAUGAUGACCGUGAUUGUAGGGAUUAUUAUAGAGCCAAAUCAGGCUUUGACUCCCGGGGAGGUAGUGGAAGGCGAGCAUUUGGCAGCGGGUACCGUCGAGAUGAUGAUUUCAGAGGUGGUGGUGGAGGAGCAGGAGAUCGAUAUGGUGAUAGGUAUGAUGAUCGGCGUGAUGACCGGCGUGAAGAUCGGCGAGAUGAUAGGUCGGACAAGUGGAAUGGUUCUUCCAGAAACGAAGAAGAAAGGGGUCCUGUGCAGAGGCCAAGGCUGAAUCUCAAACCUCGUACAGCACCCAAAGAGGAAGUUACCGGUGGUGCUCCAGCACCCUCCACUCGAGCUGCAUCAAUAUUUGGGGGUGCCAAGCCUGUGGACACAGCUGCCCGAGAACGGGAGGUAGAAGAAAGAUUGCAGAAAGAACAGGAAAAAAUGCAGCGUCAUUUGGAGGAUGACCGACCUCGACAACUAGACCGGAAGCCACGGGAAAGGCAUCCAAGCUGGCGAAGUGAAGAAAACCAAGAACGGUCCAGGACUGGAAGUGAGUCGUCUCAAACAGGCAUCAGUGGAUCAUCAGCAAGGAUCUCACGACGGAGGGAAAGCGAGAAAUCUGUAGAGAAUGAAGUGUUUGGAAAAGAUGAGGAGCCUCCUAACUUGAAGUCCCCUAAAUCUGAUUCCCAGAUCCCUAUAAAGGUUAUGCCUGCUCCACCUCCCAAGGAGAAUGCAUGGGUGAAGCGUAGUACAGCACCUGCCCCAACACGCUCUCUCAGUUCAGAGUCCUCUCAGAGUGGAGGAGAAAGACAUGAUUCAGAAAGGCGGCAGUCUGGGAAUGGGCAAAGAGCAGAUGAGAACAAAUUAGAUGGUGUGGACCAUGGAACGAAUUCUAGUGGACGUGGCAUGGGAGAUCGUAACAACGUGUCUGAUGGGUAUAUUGAGGCGGAUUUGGGGAUCGAGUCGGAGCCAAGGAGGAUGGACGAGCAGGGAGCUAAAUUCACUCACGCAAGUAAAUACGCAGCAUUGUCCAUGGAUGGAGAAGAGGAGGCUGAAGAAUACGCAGACUAACUUGGAGAAGAAUACCUGUGUCCAUUUGGAUUCCUUCCUCCCUGUCCUUUUAAUCUCCCGUAUUCCAUAACUCAUUGGCAUAAGCCAGAGCAAGAAAAGCAACACCCCUUCUGGCUCUGUCCCCUCUAAAUAUAAAAGCAGUCCAACUUUGACACCUCUGACAAUUAUCUUCAGUUAGAAACACAAUGAGCUGUUUGUUCUCUUGCAUUGUGCUGCAGCUUUUU